Molecule: messenger RNA, 2936 nt
Organism: Octodon degus (degu)
Lineage: Eukaryota; Metazoa; Chordata; Mammalia; Rodentia; Octodontidae
Gene: Amph
Product: amphiphysin
Exons: 21
Coding region: 23-2065 (680 amino acids)
Biological process (GO): synaptic vesicle endocytosis
Cellular component (GO): synaptic vesicle; cytoplasm; plasma membrane
Molecular function (GO): phospholipid binding; protein binding
Source: RefSeq, a predicted model, not a curated record
GCGCUCCGCUCCGACCGCAGCCAUGGCUGACAUCAAGACCGGCAUCUUCGCCAAGAACGUGCAGAAGCGGCUCAACCGCGCGCAGGAGAAGGUCCUCCAGAAGCUGGGGAAAGCUGAUGAGACAAAAGACGAGCAGUUUGAAGAAUAUGUCCAGAACUUCAAAAGGCAAGAGGCAGAGGGUACCAGACUUCAGCGAGAGCUCCGAGGGUAUUUAGCAGCAAUCAAAGGCAUGCAAGAGGCCUCCAUGAAGCUCACUGAGUCCCUGCAUGAAGUCUACGAGCCAGACUGGUAUGGGCGGGAAGAUGUGAAAAUGGUUGGCGAGAAAUGCGAUGUGCUCUGGGAAGACUUCCAUCAAAAACUAGUGGACGGGUCCUUGCUGACACUGGACACCUAUCUGGGCCAAUUUCCUGACAUAAAGAACCGUAUUGCAAAACGCAGCAGGAAGCUGGUGGACUACGACAGUGCACGCCACCACCUGGAAGCACUGCAGAGCUCCAAGAGGAAAGAUGAGAGUCGCAUCUCUAAGGCAGAAGAGGAAUUUCAGAAAGCACAGAAAGUGUUUGAAGAGUUUAAUGUUGACUUACAAGAAGAGUUACCUUCACUGUGGUCAAGACGGGUUGGAUUUUAUGUUAACACUUUCAAAAAUGUUUCCAGUCUAGAGGCCAAGUUUCAUAAGGAAAUUGCAGUGCUUUGCCACAAGCUGUAUGAAGUGAUGACAAAACUGGGUGACCAGCACGCCGACAAGGCCUUCACCAUCCAAGGCGCCCCCAGUGACUCAGGACCUCUACGCAUUGCAAAGACCCCGUCGCCUCCUGAAGAGCCUUCGCCACUGCCCAGCCCAACAGCCAGUCCCAAUCACACGCUAGCACCUGCAUCUCCAGCCCCGGCACGGCCCAGGUCACCUUCACAGACAAGGAAAGGGCCACCUGUCCCACCUCUGCCAAAAGUCACCCCAACAAAGGACCUGCAGCAGGAGAAUAUCAUCAAUUUCUUUGAGGACAACUUUGUUCCAGAAAUCAGUGUGACAACACCUUCCCAGAAUGAAGUCAUUGAAGUGAAGAAGGAGGAGACUCUGCUGGAUCUGGACUUUGAUCCUUUCAAGCCUGAAGUGACCCCAACAGUGACCCACUCACCCAUGUCUCAGACAUUGCCUUGGGACCUAUGGACGACAAGCACUGAUUUGGUACAACCGGCUUCUGGUGGUUCAUUCAAUGGAUUCACCCAGCCCCAGGACACUUCAUUAUUCACAAUGCAGGCAGAUCAGAGUGUGAUCUGCAACUUGGCUGAAUCUGAACAGGCUGCACCCACAGAGCCUACAGCGGAGGAGCCACCUGCUGCCGCCACACCUGCCGUUGGGAAAGACCUUGGGCCAGAAGCACAGGCUGAAGAGCCAGCAGAGGAGGAAGUGGUUGGAGCUCAACUGGCUGCUGAUGUGGCUGUGGCAACCGCAGUGCCAGCCGGGGGGCCUUCUGUAGAGCUAUCAGAGGCUGAGAAAGCAGCUACUCCUGCCGGGGAAGGAGAAGGUCCAGAGGAGGCCGCGGUUGACACCGAAGCCGCCGAGGCUGUGGACAGCGACAGGCCUCAGCCAGCAGCAGCAGAGACAGAAGCAGAAGGACCCCAGGAGAAAGUCAUCCCUUCUGUGAUCAUCGAGCCCGCCUCCAACCAUGAAGGGGAUGGAGAACACGAAAUAGCCCUGAGUGCAGAGACCAAAGACAGCCCUGAAGACGUGGUUCCCGCAGGACCUGUGGACAAGACACUGGAGCUGGCCACAGAGCAGAAGCCCGGGGAGGAUGCCCAGACCGAGCCUCCUGCAGGCCAGGCUUCCCAGGAACUGCCUCCUGGCUUUCUCUACAAGGUGGAAACACUGCAUGAUUUUGAGGCAGCAAAUUCUGAUGAACUUACCCUUCAAAGGGGUGACGUGGUGCUGGUGGUCCCCUCGGAUUCAGAAGCUGACCAGGAUGCAGGCUGGCUGGUGGGAGUAAAGGAAUCAGACUGGCUUCAGCACAGAGACCUGGCUGCCUACAAAGGCCUCUUUCCAGAGAACUUCACCCGGCGCCUGGAGUAGGGCUGCAAGUGUUGCACAAAGAGCUGGACGACUGGGUUUUUAAACCUUUAUGACAUCCUGAGGAGUUCACUUUUGCUAUGAUACUCUUAACCAUUUCCAGACUGAUGCCAGACAAAGAUUGGGAAGACCUAUCAGUAGAGCGUGUUUGCCAAAAUAAACAAACAAAUGUAAGAGGGAAACAAACAAAUGAAGAAAAAAAGUCCUCACUUUGUUCCCAUGGGGUCCAUAACAAGUUGGUUUGUGCUUUGUCCCAGCUGUGGACACUCUUGUACUUGACUGCCCUUCCACUGGUUCUAAAGUAGCUUUCUCCAGACUGGACUUUAAUUUCUCUGCACCAAGUAUGUGCUACCCAGUGUCUGCCCUGCAGAAGAUGUGAUGAAGUUUCCCUUAGUACAACUUGAUCUUACUCCCCUGCCCAGAUGUGAGCACGUUCUCUCUCUCUCCCUUUCAAGUUUACUGUGUUUAAAAUUAAUCUGCUGCAAUGUUUUCAAUGGUCUCUUCCCACACACCUAUCUACACGUACCUAUGGACACACAGUCGCACAUGCUAGUUCCACCAACCGCUGGAUCUAUGUGUAUGCAGAAGGCUACAUAUACAUAGUUGCUUUCUUUUGUUUCCAUUGUAGCUCUCUGCUGCUUGAGUGUCACUGAUGCGUGCGUUGCUCUUACUCUGUCUGGCAUUACAGUCGCAGAAGCAGCCAUCUCAUUGCCAAAGCAGUCAACAGUAUCUGUGUUUGUCAUAUACGCGGUUUUCAGGAUGAGAGUGCAGCAUGUCCAGAGCUGCUGCCCUUUUGGAGAAAUGCAGGGUCUUAUUGUGCAGCUGCCAGCUGCUCUGUUUGGAGGAAGGCGAGUCUGGGAGCAGCCGCUAUGGU